Molecule: messenger RNA, 968 nt
Organism: Chenopodium quinoa (quinoa)
Lineage: Eukaryota; Viridiplantae; Streptophyta; Magnoliopsida; Caryophyllales; Amaranthaceae
Exons: 1
Coding region: 142-939 (265 amino acids)
Cellular component (GO): plastid
Source: RefSeq, a predicted model, not a curated record
GGCUCAAUUUUUUGUUUAUAACAAUAAUAAUAAUAAUAAUUAAAGUUAUUUGGAACCGUUGGAAUUUAAAAUUAGCCUUGUCUUGACAUUGCCUUAAGAUAAGGCAUCCAACAUCAUCCACACCACCAACACAAACCACUCAUGGCUUCUUUCCUAGGCCAUAACUCUUUGCAUACAUUCCUUAGACCUUCAAACAUCCCAUGCUUCCAAAAUCCGAAAACCUCGAAAUUCGCAGUUACCUUUGCAUCACUUCCAGCAAGAGACAGAAUCAUAGACUUUGGAAAAUACAAGGGAAGAAUGCUAGGAACCCUGCCAUCAACCUACCUAAAAUGGGUGUCCAACAAUCUUAGAGCAAGGGACUUUGAGGAGUGGGCUAAGCUAGCUGAUCAAGUCCUCGAAGACCCGGUGUACAAGGACCGAAUCGAAUGGGAGUAUGCUGAGAGGCUACUCAAUGGUGAUGUGUUACACACUAAUACCAAGUCUGAGGGUGUUGCUGAGCUGCUUGAGAUAAGUCAGAGGUUUGGAUGGGAUAAUGAUGAUAAAGUUGGGUGGAGUAAGGUUGAUUAUCAGCUUCUUGGGACCUCUAAAGGUAGGAGAAUACCAAGGGCAAAGCCGAGGAAAGAUGAGGAGGUUAUGAACUUGAAGAGAGGUGAAGAUGAAGACCGCGAAAGAUGGAGAGGAGAAAGAAGUGAGGGUGGCAUUAGAGAGGUUGGUGUAAGGGAGAGGAGAGUUGAGAGAAGAGAGAGGUUGAGAAUGCAGAGAAGGGUGUCUAAUGUGAAGAAUAACAGUAGAUUUAACAAUGUAGAUGGGGAAGAGGAUGAGGGGAGUGAGUAUAGGAAGAGCAAUGAGAGUUCUGAACAGAAUACAGGGGUUUACAAUCCAUUUCCUGGAAGAGAAACACUACUAAAAAAAACUCUCAAUCGGCGAAGAAUUGUUUAGCCAAUUCUACUUCAACCUAUGGAUAUUCG